AUGGCGACGGCGUUUGGAACAGCUGCCACAUCUUCAGCUGCGUCGUCCGUGGCGGCCAACAUUUCCCCUAAUUCCUCCCCCAAUUUGCCUCUCUGCCCCCGCCAUUCUCACUCCAAGGUCACCUUCCGCCUCUCUUCCAAGCCCAAGCUCCGUUUCUCCUCUACCAAGGGUUGGCAGUCCAGUUGGAAUCGCUCUGCUGUUGUGAGAGCCCAAUCAAAUGAGGUAAGCUAUCUUCAAUCGUUUUCACUCGAGGAACUUUUUUCAAAUUUUCAUUCCUUUGUGAACUCGCUUCUGGGGUCUUCUGUUUCCUUCAAGGUCGCUGUGGAUGGUGCCAAGGCCAAUGCUCCUGCCAAGUCAGCUGAAGUUAAGGAUCCGAAGCCUUCCAGUGAGCCUGCCCCUGUUGCUACAGAAGAAUCAAUCUCAGAAUUCAUGACUCAAGUUGCUAGCCUUGUGAAGUAUACCGAGUCCCAAACUUUUUCAUUGUUGCUGCACUUUACCUUGUAA
Oldenlandia corymbosa var. corymbosa is the source of this 504-nucleotide messenger RNA. Lineage: Eukaryota; Viridiplantae; Streptophyta; Magnoliopsida; Gentianales; Rubiaceae. The record is from the annotation of a GenBank genome assembly.